Messenger RNA from Mollisia scopiformis, 755 nucleotides. RefSeq lists its product as uncharacterized. The coding region runs from base 1 to 330 and encodes 109 amino acids. The transcript has 6 exons. NCBI's taxonomy places the organism in Eukaryota, Fungi, Ascomycota, Leotiomycetes, Helotiales, Mollisiaceae. The record is from RefSeq and is a predicted model, not a curated record.
AUGAAGCUCAUCAAAUCUAUUUUCUUGCUAGCAGCUACUGUUUCUGCAGCGGCGCUUGCGGUUACAAAUUCCUCAAGCAUAAUACAGAAGAGAAAUUUCGCUGACUCAUGCAGCUGGAACUUCGACGGACGCUAUUUGACAGCGCACUGCAAAACCUAUGAUAAACAAGUCGUCUUUGCAGAAAUGGAUCUCGACCUUUACAUUGGCAACCUUGAUGGGACGUUGAGACAUCCAGGAGACUUUGGGCAUGUCCCGAGGUGGGCUGCCAUUAAUAUCGGGAACUUCAUUGAUAACAUUGAUGGUUUGAAAGUCUGGCGGAUAUGGAGCUGAGUUGCGUGCGCUUUGAACUGAGGAGUUAAUAAGUCGCUGGACUACAAAGUUUAAUGCAGCUCUUCCAAUUCUGCAUCCAAGAUUUGAGUACCAUUGAGUAUCACCGAGCACUAGCUCAAUACCCAAACAUGAAUCUACAACCUGUUCCCAGCCUUGACCAUCAUCGUCAAACAAGCAAUAUUCCCACUCCACCAACACAGAGUCCUGAGCGGAGAAUACUGCUCAGUCUCAAUCGCGAUGUAUGUAACUCCAUACAUCAUUCUCGCGACCGAAUAUGCCGCCAUCAACCCAUUCAACGUCGGUGUUGGAACACCUGCGUAGAGUGCAAGCAGCUGGAAAGUUGUCAGCCAAUCCUAUCACCAUAAUUUCCCCUUUCCCGACCCUAUAGAUACCAAGAGUGUGACCUACUGUGCCGGCAACAAACA